AUGGGCAAGGAGGACAAGACUCACAUCAACGUCGUCGUUAUCGGCCACGUCGAUUCCGGCAAGUCGACCACCACUGGUCACUUGAUCUACAAGUGCGGUGGUAUUGACAAGCGUACCAUCGAGAAGUUCGAGAAGGAAGCUGCUGAGCUCGGCAAGGGCUCUUUCAAGUAUGCCUGGGUUCUUGACAAGUUGAAGGCCGAGCGUGAGCGUGGUAUCACCAUCGAUAUUGCCCUCUGGAAGUUCGAGACCCCCAAGUACUAUGUCACCGUCAUUGAUGCCCCCGGCCAUCGUGAUUUCAUCAAGAACAUGAUUACUGGUACUUCCCAGGCCGAUUGCGCCAUUCUCAUCAUUGCCGCCGGUACUGGUGAGUUCGAGGCUGGUAUCUCCAAGGAUGGCCAGACCCGUGAGCACGCUCUCCUCGCCUACACCCUCGGUGUGAAGCAGCUCAUCGUCGCCAUCAACAAGAUGGACACCACCAAGUGGUCCGAGGCCCGCUUCAACGAGAUCAUCAAGGAGACCUCCAACUUCAUCAAGAAGGUCGGCUACAACCCCAAGACUGUUGCCUUCGUCCCCAUCUCCGGUUUCAACGGCGACAACAUGCUUGAGGCUUCCACCAACUGCCCCUGGUACAAGGGCUGGGAGAAGGAGGUCAAGGGUGGCAAGGCCACCGGCAAGACCCUCCUUGAGGCCAUCGACUCCAUCGAGCCCCCCAAGCGUCCCACCGACAAGCCCCUCCGUCUUCCCCUCCAGGAUGUCUACAAGAUCGGCGGUAUCGGCACAGUCCCUGUCGGCCGUAUCGAGACUGGUAUCCUCAAGCCCGGUAUGGUCGUUACCUUCGCUCCUUCCAACGUCACCACUGAAGUCAAGUCCGUCGAGAUGCACCACGAGCAGCUCGCUGAGGGUGUUCCCGGUGACAACGUUGGUUUCAACGUGAAGAACGUCUCCGUCAAGGAAAUCCGCCGUGGCAACGUUGCCGGUGACUCCAAGAACGACCCCCCCAUGGGCGCCGCCUCUUUCGAUGCCCAGGUCAUCGUCCUCAACCACCCCGGCCAGGUCGGUGCUGGUUACGCCCCCGUCCUCGAUUGCCACACUGCCCACAUCGCCUGCAAGUUCUCUGAGCUCCUGCAGAAGAUCGACCGCCGUACUGGUAAGGCCGUUGAGGAGAGCCCCAAGUUCAUCAAGUCUGGUGAUGCUGCCAUCGUCAAGAUGGUUCCCUCCAAGCCCAUGUGCGUUGAGGCUUUCACUGAGUACCCUCCCCUCGGUCGUUUCGCCGUCCGUGACAUGCGUCAGACCGUCGCUGUCGGUGUCAUCAAGAAGGUCGAGAAGGCCGCUGCUGGUUCCGGCAAGGUUACCAAGUCCGCUGCCAAGGCUGGCAAGAAAUAA
Messenger RNA from Podospora anserina S mat+, 1383 nucleotides. RefSeq lists its product as uncharacterized. Gene Ontology annotation, molecular function: GTPase activity; GTP binding; translation elongation factor activity. Gene Ontology annotation, biological process: translation; translational elongation. Bases 1 to 1383 code for a protein of 460 amino acids. The record is from RefSeq and is a predicted model, not a curated record. NCBI's taxonomy places the organism in Eukaryota, Fungi, Ascomycota, Sordariomycetes, Sordariales, Podosporaceae. The transcript has 4 exons.